Messenger RNA from Heterobasidion irregulare TC 32-1, 1361 nucleotides. RefSeq lists its product as uncharacterized. The record is from RefSeq and is a predicted model, not a curated record. The coding region runs from base 650 to 1297 and encodes 215 amino acids. The transcript has 2 exons. NCBI's taxonomy places the organism in Eukaryota, Fungi, Basidiomycota, Agaricomycetes, Russulales, Bondarzewiaceae.
AGCGCGAGGGACUGGGUCGCGUGCUGUCUGGUUAAACGACCUGAGGGGAGGGCCAGUUACGCAGAGUUGCUGGAACAUAGCUUUUUGCUCGACGACUCCAGACGCAAGGUCGAUAUGCGUGACUGGGUCAAGCGCGCGCUGGCGUGGCGCGAGGCUCAGAAGGAGACUGCUCUUGCCGUCAACACGGCUGCGGGCGAAUCUUCCUGAGCAUAGAAUGCCUUCGAUCUGGUUCGCGAAGCUGGACAGAACGGUCAACGGAAGGGGAGGAAAUUGUGCGGUUUCACGGUUCUGCGGUCCGGGACGGGCGGGCCGUUCGUUAUAAGGCUGGAAAUCUUUUGCAGUCCACCAAGUUGUGGAAGCACAGAUCGGACGGCGUGUUUGGGGUUGAGAGUAUGUGCUGAGAGUAGAGGGCUUUCGGACGGAUAGAGCGCGUGAUGUUUCCGGGGGCUGGGGAACCCCCAACGCGUCACAUCGGAUCGCUCCGUGGUGGACACGAAACUGACCGACGACUUGCGCCCUCCUCAUCUGACCUCCUCCAGUUCACCUCCCCCUUCCUCGCGCCCACACACGUGUAUUCUUUCCUCUCCCCGAUUGUUCCCUUCUCAUCCAGUUUCGUCGACAUAAUCGGCUAAAGUUUGACGUUCGUGGCAUGCGUUGGACGUCGGCGUUGUAUAUACCACUCUCCUUCCCCCCUCCCCGACGAGCGCUGCGCCUGCUCUUGCCCGCGCGCCUUGUCUUGUCUCAUCGCCUGGAUCUUGAUGGCCUGGUGUUAUUGUUGUUGUUGUUGUUGUUGUUGUUGUUGUUGUUGUGGCUGUGGUUGCUGAUGUUGUCUAGGCGCAUUGCAGUGGGAAUCACGGAGCGGGUAUUUGUGUACUUCCUUUCGCGCUCCUGGUUUCAUUUUUCGCUUUGUGAUGCUUUCAAGCUUCGCUUUUGGUGGUUGGACAUAGGAACAGGACGCUCGCAUGCGGGUUGCAGUGCGAUUGGAGGCGGUGAUGAAACGGAUUCUCUUGCAGGAACAAGCUGGAUACUGUCGUCCGUAGUUGCAUGCCAGGUGCAUGCCUAUAUGUCAUCAUAUGAAUCCCUCGCUUGCAGCAUUCCGGCACCGAUGCAUCGCGAUCCUUCGUCACCACUUAAAGCGGCUGGAGUUGUAUGUUGUUUUGUUGGGGUUUUUGUCGUGCACAUGCUGCGCACAAACACGAUCGUGCGGCGGUGCGGUAGCAGUGGUGGCUGGGACAGUGGUUUUCUUCUUUUCUGCUCUCGGUUGUGGUGGUUAUGUGUUUUUGGGGCUGGAUGUUGAAACGCUGAUCGAUUACAUAGAGGGGUAUCUGCUGUGCUUUGCUUUGCUUUCAUGCAUCUAUUUG